AGCAACACCGUUUUCUCGGUAGAGGUGAGCAAAGCGAAGCUCUCUGUGUCGGUAGUGCUGAUAUUAGCGCCAGACCGCUUCAGCCGUGCUGUCAUGAAGACGUAGGAGUUCAGCAUGAGAAGAUCUUCAAAUCUAGCUUUUUCUGGAAGAAAGGUGUCAGUGGACCUGCAACAGGCGGUUCCGAAUAAGUGACAGUUAUUUUCCCCUGAACGGAUCAAGAAGGUUGGACCUGAUAAGGAGGAGUCCAUGGCACGAUGCAGGUGCAGUGGAAGGGCCCUGUGCCUGUGUCUUCUUCCAUUUCUGAUGAUGAGCCAUCUCUUGGUGUACAUCAUGGUGUCCAUAUUUGUUGCCAUGUCCUACACUCCAGAACCUCAGCUGCCUCGUCAUUAUGUGGCCCCUGGAGUGUCAUCAAACUCUGGAGCUUUAGCACCCCAUCCACUUGCCACCUUCUGGAACCUGCGCUUGGUGGAGGGGGCUUUAUGGAACCGACUCCAGCAUCUCCAAGACAGAGAGCACAAUCCCAUAUUGAAAGGUAACAGCACAGGGGAUAGGGGUCCAAGCACUGACCCUAAUUACAUGCAUGAGACUGAGGCUGAUGGUUCUACUCCAUGUAGUCCUGAUCAUCUCUGGGCAUCUCAACUGCCUGAUUUUAACACUAUGCCUGAGCAGAUGCAGGACUUUGUCUUGUCCAUGCACUGCAGACACUAUAGCCUCCUGAUAGAUCAGCCUGGCCUGUGUGCUGAGCAAGAUGCUGAAACAGAGACACUGAUGCUACUUAUGGCAAUCAAGUCUCAAGUAGGGCACUUUGAGAACAGGCAGGCUAUCAGGGAGACAUGGGGGAGGAGUGGCUUGGUAAAGGAGGAGGCAGGGGGGAAAAGGUGGCAGGUACGCACCAUCUUUUUGCUCGGUAGGCAAGAUGGAACAACAGGCCCCCACCCAGACCUGGUGGCACUGCUAAAGCUGGAAAGCGACCAUCAUAAAGACAUCCUGCAGUGGGACUUCAGAGACACUUUCUUCAACCUCACCUUGAAGGAUUUGCUCUUCUGGGACUGGCUCUCCAUGCACUGCCCACAUGCGCACUUCGUCUUCAAGGGAGAUGAUGAUGUCUUUGUCAGGACAGGUGCUCUAUUGGACUACUUGAAUGAACACAAAGCUCCUUCACAAGGGGAAAAUAACAGAAGCAAAGGAAAAGAGGAUUUUCUUGUGGGGGAUGUGAUUACCAAUGCUUGGCCCAGUCGCCAAGCAAACACUAAAUACUACAUACCCGAGAGUUUCUACAAAGGCGUGUACCCUGCAUAUGCAGGUGGAGGAGGAGUAGUUUACUCUGGCGCUCUGGCCUUGCGGCUUCAAGUAGUGUCUCGAUGGGUUAGUUUGUUCCCCAUUGAUGAUGUAUACCUGGGGAUGUGUCUUCAUAGACUGGGUAUAUCCCCUCUUCAUCACCCUGGGUUUUUGACGUUUGAUCUACCUGAGGCUGAGAGGGAAAAGCCAUGUGCUUAUCGCAGAGUGCUUCUGGUGCAUAAACGGAGCCCCAAAGAGAUGCUCACACUGUGGAAGGAACUAAAGGCUCCACUGCCUGAGUGUUAAUGCCGGCCCAUGGAAAAAGACUGAGAUUUUGACUUUAUACACCUGGUUUGUAUAAUCAGAGGCACUGCCUUUUUAAAAACAACACAGAUUUGAAUGUUUGCCAUCAGGUAUUUUCAUGUCAAUGGAGCAUGUUUUGUUUGCAUAAUAAAUCUUUCACUCUGCUGCCACUCAAUAGGCUGUAUGGAUGCUACAAAAGUCAUUAUGUAUGAAAAGUCUGUCAUUAGAUUAAUGUCAUUGCUCCACUUUUUGAGACUUGGGAUGCACAACAAUAUCAGAAUCUUAUGGUUCAAUGACAUAUCUGUUGUACUCUGGAACAGCACAACGAAUGACACCUAGCUACUGUGCAAACAUUUCUGCAUUUUUUCAUUUGACUGCAUUUCUAACAGAAAUAAAUGUUACGUUUCUCUGUAAUGUAAGUUCAGGUAGAUUUAGUCUUAGGUUUUACAUUUCAUUAAUAUUUAUGUUUCAGCUCAAACAGAUAUGCACAGAAAAAUAUUGCAUAUCAGCAUCAGCCCAGGAUUCCCAUAUUGGUGCAUUCCUAUUGCCAAUUCUUAUCAAGCCUUUGUUUGGCAUAUAUUCAAAAUUCAUUUUAUUAGUAUAUAGAUGUGUUAAUACAUCAAUGUACAAUAUGAUACAUUUCUUAAUAAUGUUGAUUAAUUCACUGUCACAAUGACAAUGUUUUAAUACAUUUUCAUUUUUUGUAUGGAUGUUGGUUUCAAGCAGCUUGAGUCUUAUUAUUUAUUUGAUUGCUUCUUAGUUCUUACUUGUGCACCAUAAGAGUUACUCUCUACUUUGUUUUCAAGGCCACAGGAAUGUAGCAUUCUUUUUCUGGGAACAGGUAAAUGUUGCUGAAACCUUAUCCAGGACCAAAACAGGAAUACUACAGCACUGCCAUAUUAUGCCAUAUAAUUUGCUCUGAGCAGCCCUAACCAACUGAGCCACUACUGCCUUACUGGUAUGUGUUUUGUUCAUACUGCACCAAA
Messenger RNA from Pygocentrus nattereri (red-bellied piranha), 2567 nucleotides. Its product is annotated as N-acetyllactosaminide beta-1,3-N-acetylglucosaminyltransferase 2. NCBI's taxonomy places the organism in Eukaryota, Metazoa, Chordata, Actinopteri, Characiformes, Serrasalmidae. The transcript has 2 exons. Bases 247 to 1584 code for a protein of 445 amino acids. Gene Ontology annotation, molecular function: hexosyltransferase activity. The record is from RefSeq and is a predicted model, not a curated record. Gene Ontology annotation, cellular component: membrane.